AUGAUAUUGGUCGCGAAAGCCUACGUGUUUGGUAUCGUGACACGAUAGAAAAUGCCUUCUGAGUUGUGUGUGUGUGGUUGGCGAUGGAUGGGCGUGGCUCCCUUGACUUCACGAGGGAGGGAGCUGAACUGUGUUCCCAAAUAGGCACGUACACACCUUGGCCCACAAGCCACGCGCAUGAGCCUCUCGCCUACCCAUGCCAUACACGCAGCCAAUGGAUCCGUUGGAUCGGGGUUAGGGACAUAAGUCGCACGCGAGAGGAGGGGGCAUUGGAGGAGGAUAAAUCCACUGGUCGUGGCAAAGUAGUGAGAGUGGUGACUGGAGGGCUCCCUGGAGGCUGGCACCUCGAGCUCUUGGUGCAGGAACAGGAUCUUCUUCGGCUGGAAGCUGCGCAGGCUGCAGGUCCAUGGCUAGAGGGCAAGCGCGCUCGGCGAGACGCUCGUCCCCGUGAAGAGAAUGUCCCAGAAAUCCUGGAUUGAACAAAAUUUCAGCAGGAGAGAAUGCUGUUACAUCAUCCCCAGCUCCAAAGAUCCGCACAGAUGUCUUCCAGGAUGUCAGAUUUGUCAGCAGCUUAUCAGGUGCUGCUGUGGGAGGCUGGUGGGCCAGCACGAAGGCCCGGCGCCAGGCCUCUCACCGGCGUCGUCGCGAGCGGGGCUCACCAUGGGCGUGGGCGAGUCCGGCGCCGACCCGCAGGGCAGCUGGAACGUGGAGCGGCACACGCGCUGCUCCCCCACGGACGCGUACGGCAUCAUCGAGUUCCAGGGCGGAGCGCACACCUACCGCUCCAAGUACGCGCGCGUCUCCUACGACAGCCGCCCCGACCUGUUGCUGCAGCUCAUGGUGAAGGAGUGGCAGAUGGAGCUGCCCCGGCUGCUCAUCUCAGUCCACGGAGGCCUGCAGAACUUCGAGCUGCACCCCAAACUCAAGCAGGUCUUCAGCAAAGGCCUCAUCAAAGCCGCCCUCACCACCGGCGCCUGGAUCUUCACCGGAGGGGUCAAUACCGGUGUGGUGAACCACGUCGGUAAUGCGCUGAAGGAGCACGCGUCGCGCUCCAGCCACAAGAUCUGCACCAUUGGCAUCGCGCCCUGGGGGGUCAUCGAGAACCGGGGCGACCUCGUCGGACAGGAUGUGGUGUCGCCGUACCAGACGCUGUCGAACCCCCUGAGCAAGCUGAACCUGCUCAACAGCCUGCACUCGCACUUCAUCCUGGUGGACGAUGGCACGGUGGGGAAGUACGGCGCCGAGGCGCAGCUGCGGCGCGAGCUGGAGAAGCACAUUGGCCUGCAGAAGAUCCACACACGCAUGGGCCAGGGUGUGCCGGUCGUGGGCCUGGUGGCCGAGGGCGGCCCCAACGUGAUCGUAACGGUGCUGGAGUACCUGCUGGAGGAGCCGCCCGUGCCGGUGGUGGUCUGCGAAGGCACGGGCCGUGCGGCCGACAUCCUCGCCUUCCUGCACAAGAACACCGAUGACACCGGGGAGCUGUGCGACGGGCUGCACGACGAGAUUGUAGGCACUAUCAAGAAGACGUUCAACUUCAGCCACGGCCAGGCCACGCACCUGCUACAGACGCUGCUCGAGUGCAUGCGGCGCAAGGAGCUGAUCACAGUUUUCCACACGGGCUCCGAGGACCACUCCGAUGUUGACUUGGCGAUCCUGACAGCGCUGCUGAAAGGUACGAACUUCUCAAGUGCGGACCAGCUGAACCUCGCCCUGGCCUGGGACCGUGUGGACAUUGCCAAGAAUCAUGUGUUUGUCUACGGCCAGCACUGGAUGGUGGGCGCGUUGGAGAAGGCCAUGCUGGACGCGCUGGUGAUGGACCGCGUGGACUUCGUCAAGUUGCUCAUCGAGAACGGCGUCAGCAUGCACAAGUUCCUGACCAUCACGCGGCUCGAGGAGCUCUACAACACGAAAAAUGGACCAAUAAACCCCACCCUGUACUACCUGGUACGAGACGUCAAAAAGAGCCACCUCCCGCCCGAUUACAAGAUCACGCUGAUCGACGUGGGGCUGGUGAUCGAGUUCCUGAUGGGUGGCGCGUUUCGGAGUAUGUACACGCGCAAGCGCUUCCGGCUGCUCUACCAAAACCUCUACGGGCAGCACCGGAAGUUCAAGACGAGCACGAGCUCGGCCAUGCUGCAGACCAACACCUCGCAGAUCUUCAACCACCGGCACCAGCUCUUCAACCCCAACCUCUCGGAGCAGGAGUCUCAGACGCGGCACAACCAUUUCCUCAAGACGGCGCAGCCCUACAAGCGCAAGGCGUCCGUGGACAACACGCGGCAGCGCAAGCAGAAGAUGAGCACGGCGUCGGGCGUGGGCGUGACGCUGGACGGCAGCGACCCCGAGUGCAGCUGCUUCGCCUACCCCUUCAACGAGCUGCUCGCCUGGGCCGUGCUCAUGAAGCGCCAGCGCAUGGCCAUGUUCUUCUGGCAGCACGGCGAGGAGUCGUUGGCCAAGGCGCUGGUGGCCUGCAAGCUGUACCGCUCGCUGGCGGGCGAGGCCAAGCAAAGCGAGGCCGUGGAGGACUCGUCGGAGGAGCUCAAGCAGUACUCGACAGAGUUUGGCCAGCUGGCGCUGGACUUGCUGGACCAGUCGUUCCGGCAGGAUGAGCGCAUGGCUAUGAAGCUGCUGACCUACGAGCUGCGCAACUGGAGCAACUUCACUUGCCUCAAGCUGGCCGUGUCGUCGCGCCACCGCCCCUUCGUCGCGCACACCUGCACGCAAAUGCUGCUCGCCGACAUGUGGAUGGGCCGACUCAACAUGCGCAAGAACUCCUGGUUCAAGGUGAUUCUGAGCAUCCUGAUGCCACCCUCCAUUCUGAUGCUGGAGUACAAGAGCAAGGCGGAGAUGUCUCACAUCCCGCAGUCGGAGGAGCUGCACCAGAUGGGGCAGGAGGAGCGGGAGCACCGUGCCGCCGCCACGCGCGACAUUCCCAUGGAAGUGUUCAGCAACGGCAGCGCGGCAGACGGCGGAGAAUCCGGCCACAAGGAGGAGGAGGGCAUCUGGAUCCGGCCGUCAGGACUCUCGCUCAGCCGCCGCAUCUACGAGUUCUACCACGCCCCCAUCGUCAAGUUCUGGUUCAACACGCUGGCGUACAUCGGCUUCCUGAUGCUCUUCACCUACGUGGUGCUCGUCAAGCUGCAGCAGCUGCCGUCCGUGCAGGAGUGGUUCGUCAUCCUCUACCUCUUCAUGUCGGCCAUCGAGCGCGUGCGGGAGAUUUUCAUGUCGGAGCCGGGCAAGUUUGGUCAGAAGAUCAAGGUGUGGCUGGACGGCUACUGGAACAUCAACGACUCGCUGGGCAUCCUGCUCUUCUUCGUUGCCGUCGCCCUGCGCUCCCAAUCGCACCUCCUCAUCGAGGCUAAGAUCGUGUACUCGCUGGACGUCAUCUUCUGGUACGUCCGGCUGCUCGACGUCUUCGCCGUCAACCAGAACGUGGGGCCGUACAUCAUGAUGAUUGGCAAGAUGAUGGCAAAUAUGUUCUCCAUCGUGAUCAUCAUGGCCAUCGUGCUGCUGAGUUUUGGCGUGGCGCGACAGGCCAUCCUCUUCAAGGAGGCCGACCCCUCCUGGUAUCUCGCCCGCAACAUCGUCUUCCAGCCCUACUGGAUGAUUUUCGGGGAGGUGUAUGCGCCCGAGAUCGACGCGUGCGAGAACAUCAUGAAGAACAGCACGGACGAUGAGUAUCCCCCGUGCACCGCGGGGGUCUUCAUCACUCCCUUCUUGCAAGCCGUCUACCUCUUCGUGCAGUACAUCAUCAUGGUCAACCUCCUCAUCGCAUUUUUCAAUAACAUCUACCUGGAGGCCAAGAACAUCUCAGACAAGCUGUGGAAGUUUCACCGCUACCACUUCACCAUGUACUACCACCAGAAGCCCAUCCUGCCGCCGCCGCUCAUCUUGCUCAGCUACCUCUCGCUGUUCGCCUCGCAGCUCUGCCGCCGCUGCAAGCGCAACCCCGCCAAGCGCAAGGACAAGCAGAGCUGGCUAAAGCUGUACCUGACGGAGGAGGACGAAAAGAAGCUGCACGAAUUCGAGGAGCACUGCGUGGACCUCUACUUCCACGGCAAGCAAGACACCCUGCACUGCAGCAGCGAGGAGAGGAUCCGCGUCACCAGCGAGAGGGUGGAGGGCAUGUCCCUCCAGCUGCGCGAGGUGAGCGAGCGCGUCUAUUGUAUCAAGCAGAGCCUGCAUAGCCUGGACACGCAGCUCGGCCACCUGCAGGACCUGUCAGCCCUCACCGUGGACACGUUACGCGUCCUCUCGGCCCUGGACCGCGACACGGACCCCGCCAUCUCCCGCCAGGCCCCCCACAGCAUUGGGGCGCAUUCGAACCGGCAGCUUACGCCCCCCGGCCAUCCCGCCAGCGCCAGGGCCGACAGCCGUCCCCACUUCCACUCCAGCUCUCCGCCGGCAUUCUGGUACAGCGGCGUGCAAGGCCGCCGCUCCGUGCGGGGCUCUGACUUCACGCCAGGGGGAUCCAAGGGGCCGGCGGCGGGGGAGACGGCGGCCGAGUGGGUCAGGACGGGCGCCCGUCGGAAGGACUCCGUGGGGCGCAGGGAGGAGCUGAGGGACAUUAGGAUGGAGCUGGGCAUCGAGUCCGGGGACGGAGGCAGCGGGAGGGCGUCGCUGGCCGACCAGGAUUUCUUCCAGCGGUUCUCGUCUCUGAGGAGGCGCGGCCCGGCCAGGUUCGGCUGGCAGCGCUCGCUGUCUCACGAGAAGGACACCCCAUCAGGUACGCUGGCUUGCAACGCUUUGCCGCUGAUACUAACUCCCCGUCAGCUGUCCCCGUUCUCAUCCCUGCCUUCCAGCCAGCCUGCGUACCCCAGUAGCCUUACCGCUAGCAAACACCGGCAGCUGUCCUUGCCCCUGCCCAGCGUGUCUCAGCAGGCCCAGCCGGGCGGCGGCUUGGCCUCCCCGCGUAGUAACGUGUCAUCCAUGCCUAGCUUCAUGAGCAGCAGCACGGCCCCGCUAAUGCGGGAGCAGCAGCUGUCGGCCACCAAUUCCAUCCCCCAGCAGGGGAAAGCGACGAGCAAGAGCAACCGCAGCGAACGCUGGAAGUUUUCGUCCUUCUUCGGCCGCCGGACCCAGGGUAAGUUCCUCCCGUGGGACAACUCCCCCGGGAGCCUGGGAUCCGUGCAGAUUCACCGCAGCGAAGACAGCGAGGACCCCCCGGGGGGCUACGUGAACCGCGCAUUUUCACGGCCCGAGGGGGACGAAGUGUGCGGGUGCGGCCGCAGCAAGGCGCCCUGGCCGGUGAUCACAGCGGGGCCGGCCGUGAACGUCUACAAGACGGAAGGCCUGCUCGUCGAGGUGAAGAACCGUCUCACGCUGGCGGCCGCCAGCCAAGGCUCGCAGGCGUCCGACGAGAGCCCACGGGAGCGGACGGGGGCGGGGACGGUGCCCGGGGGCGGCCUCCAGCGGCCGGAGCGGCUGAGGAGUCCGACUGAGCAAGGGGAGGCCGUGAAGAUGCACACGUUGGCGCUGCCAGUCGAACAUGGGGCAGGGAUGAAUAAUGAACACUCGAGGUCGAGAAAGGCCAAAGGUCCGGCCGCCGACUCGAGGAGGGUGAGCCUGCAGAGGCAGGCCAGGUUCGAGGAGUGCGUCGAUGUCACAGACGUCAAGCCCGCCGAGGCGCAGGAGGCGACCGGUGGUGAUGAGACGGGGCCUGGGCUCGAGAAUCCCGCUGCCGCGGCGUCGGGCGCCGGGACGGAGCGGCAGGCCGGAGCGGCACCUCCGCCAGCGUCGGCAACGCCAUCGAGCCUGAGCCCCGACCUGAUGGGCACCCAUUCUGGCCCGUUCACCUUUUUAAAGGAGAACUCCCGCGUGCCUCUCUUGCAGGAGUGGCAGGACGACUCGGAGGCGGCGACCAGACCACAGGCGGAGGGGCCAGUGACCGGACUAAGUGCCUCCAAAGCAGCGAUUUGCGAGAGCCUGCAGAGCGGCAUGCAGUCGGUGUCGCGUGAGCUCAGCCGCCCCCGCAAGUUGGAAGGCAUCGUCUCCCCAUACAAGUCGUCACUGGACAGCAGCUACUCGGCAAUGGAAAGGAACAACUUGAUGAGGCUUGCUCAGACCAUCCCCUUUGCGCCGAUUCAGCACAGAGGCGACCUGGUGACGGUGUACCGGCUGGAGGAGAGCUCCCCGGGCAACAUGAGCAACAGCAUGUCCUCCUGGUCCCAGCGUGGCAGCAGCUCGCGCCUCGAGUUCCUCUCCACCGAGGAGAUGGGGGGCGGCCUGCGCAAGGCCAUGAAGGUGCUGUGCACGUGGGCGGAGGAGGGAGGCAUCCUGCGGCAGGGCCAGAUCUACAUCCUGAAGUCCUUCCUGCCGGACGUCGUGAAGACGUGGCAGGCCGUCUACCGCGAGGACACCAUUCUGCACCUUUGUCUUAGGGAGAUCCAGCAGCAGCGAGCCGCGCAGAAGCUCCUCUUCACUUUCAACAUGAUGAAGCCGAAGUCGAUCCCGUAUUCGCCCAGGUUCCUGGAGGUGUUUUUGCUGUACUGCCACGCGGCGGGCCAGUGGUUCGCCAUCGAGGAGUUUGUGAACGGCGAGUUCCGCAAGUUCAACAACAACACGGGUGAAGAGGGCCAGGCGGCCAACCUGCUGGAGGAGAGCCUGCUCGCCUUCUCGCACUGGACGUACGAGUACACCCGCGGCGAGCUGCUCGUCCUCGAUCUGCAGGGUGUGGGGGAGAUUUUGACUGACCCUUCUGUAAUCAAGGCUGGAGAGAAGAGGUCCCAUGACAUGGUGUUUGGACCGGCGAACCUUGGCGAGGACGCCAUCAAGAACUUCCGCGUCAAACACCCCUGCAACUCGUGUUGUCGGAAGCUCAAGCUGCCCGAUCUGAAGCGCAACGAAUAUACUCCGUCCAACAUUGGCGUCUCCCAGGCAGCCUCCUCUGACGCGUGAAGACGGGCGACGUGGACUACGCAGGGAGGCGCGUGGGCCGACGAUGUGCGAACGUCGAGUCUGCUUGCAGGCGACGCCGCGUCUCGUGUUGAAAGUGUUCUCGUUUGGUCACUUUGUUCUGGGUUCGGCGCACGAUUCCACGGUGCUACCGGCGGUAAAGGUACCCGCAGCGAGGGCUCCAGCAGCUGCACAAGCUCGAGCCGGCGCUGCGGUAGCGAGGAAGGUGGAAUCGUAAGGGAGCAAAAUAGCAGCAAUAAAUCGGGACGAGGGGUUUGCGGCGGGGUAGGGGCAACUGGGAGAAACCAUCCACUGUAGAUAGAGCGCCGCCCUCCUUGUUCUAGCCGCCCCGCGCGUCACGGGCACUUGCACGAACUUCCAUAUGGUACGUAACAGAGGUACAUUCAUUGCGACGGUACAUUCCUGGCGGCGCUUUCACUCACUGGCCAGUCUCCGCCAUUGUCUCGCCCGCAAGUUAUAACGCAAUUCGAGUGUGUGACGACAAAGACGUGUAUUUAUAUUUUUGAAUCGUGCGUGUCGCCGUGUGAAGUACUCUGCAUGUCGCAAUCACAGGUUUCCUCGAGUGCGGUUGUGCUUAAUCAUGUGAACCAAAUUGAAAGGGCUCCCGUGCAGUUGGAGUCAUCCCAGCUGCUGGGCACGGGGCUCCACUGCUUUUAUCGUGGCGAGAAGCGAGGCACAAAAUUGAGUCCCGACGCGAGAGGGGUCGUUAAAAAUGCUGCCUUCGGAUUGUGUCGGUGGGACUGGUUCGGAGCCACCGCUGGCAGGGUUUCAGUUAACCGGAUGUAUUGGCAUGUGUUCUGCUCGCGUACGAGAAUGUGCUGCGCACAUCUCUCCGGCACGUUUUUUUUUAUCGCCGCGUGACGUACAGCGUCUCGCGGAGUCGCUCUCCACUGACAGUCCCGCGCACUUGCUCUGCGUCACUUGGAUCCUCUUGCGCCGAGCCCGAGCAUCCAGUGCCGUUCGCAACGCCUCCCCCCCCCUUGCUCGCGGAGAGCAAAUCGCGCCCUUGCGACCUCGAUACCGAGCGCGCUGUCCGUUUGCACAAGUGACUUUAUUUUUGUAGCUUUGUUCUUCGUAUUUAUGCGGGAGUUGCCACCGAUUGGCAAAGGUGUCGACGCACCCAACGGUCCGCCCUAUUUCGAUUGCGAGAGGGACGUGUUGCUAAUACUUGACGACAGAUCCCACUUGUCCAGACAAAACUCAAGCUGCUAACCUGAAGCGGAACCACCACGCUACAACACGACGGUGUUUAUGAACAAAUAUAUUUUUUAAAGUAACUGGUGUAAUGUCCUUAAUGUAAAUGUCCACACUGCUGCCCGUAUGUCUCUAGUUUCUUUUAUGAAAGGAACAGAUGCAAUGAAUCUGCCGAUUUGCUUAUCAGGAGGCAGUUGGCACUUCCCAAAUCAAUGGUAUCUUCAAUUAUGUACACGGAAGGAAGCAUUUGUGAAGGUGCUUGAGUAAAUGAUUUUUUGUAGUUUGUCUCGUCUCGGACUUCAAAGGGCUUUGGGUACUUGUACGCAGGUGUAUUUUAUGUUUAAUCCAAAGAUUAUGAUUUUUUGCCAGCACGGCACUCGGCUUCCAAUUCGUUAGCCAGACCCGGGCCCCUCCUCCACGAGGCGACGCACUGCGUCACGCGGUCACGAGCGAUAGCUGUACAUGUAUCAACCCCUCCAAAAUAAUGAAUAUGCAAGAUUUUAUUAUUUUAUAAAUCAAAUAAAAUCUAUUAUGAAUA
Molecule: messenger RNA, 8647 nt
Organism: Lethenteron reissneri (Far Eastern brook lamprey)
Lineage: Eukaryota; Metazoa; Chordata; Hyperoartia; Petromyzontiformes; Petromyzontidae
Product: transient receptor potential cation channel subfamily M member 7-like
Biological process (GO): calcium ion transport; monoatomic cation homeostasis; protein phosphorylation
Cellular component (GO): plasma membrane
Molecular function (GO): protein serine/threonine kinase activity; ATP binding; calcium channel activity
Source: RefSeq, a predicted model, not a curated record